AUGGAAUUUAAAGUGAUCAGAGGUACGUGUUUAUUAAUAUUACUGCUAAUAAUUGAAACACGGCAAACAGAGGCCAAAGAAAUAUUGUGUUUAUUGGGUGUUGGUACCGAAACAGCAAUAAAAUGGAACAAAGUUUUACUCAACGAAUUGGCAGCUAAAGGUCAUGAUUUAACGGUUGUUACACCCUCAAUAUGGGAUUUGGAACAGGAAACAAAUAUCGAUUUUAUACAUUUAGAAAAUACUAACAAAUUUCUUAAACAACGUUAUGAAAUAAAAAAUAAUACUGAAAAUGCUUUGGAACAAAGUAAUUGGAAAAUGGUAGUCAAUUGGUAUGAUCAACACAUGGCCACAUGUCGUGGUAACCUAGAAUCUCUGGGUUUUUCACAAGUUUUAAACUUGGCCUUGAAGGGCAAGCGUUCAAUUGAUUUGAUUAUUUAUGAUGUGACUUAUGGACCCAGUUGUUUGUUGCAUAUAGCUCAUCUCUUUGGCCGCAUACCAAUAGUUGGUAUAACAAGUUCUACCUUAACAUCUGAUAUUUUAAAAAUCAAUCAGAAUUCAGUUUUAAAUGCUGCAUUAGAUCCCUAUGGAUUGAGUGAUUUUGGCAGGAACAUGAAUUAUUGGAAACGUUUGUACAAUUCGGCACUCUAUGGAUUUGAUUAUGCUUACAGCCAAUGGAUAGUAAGACCUGUUAUUGAAGGUCUCUGGUUUCACCAUGUUCAAAAUAUUAAUGUUCCAAAAUCUUUAAACGAAAUAAUGCCACGAUUUAAAGUUAUUUUAGCCAAUCAUCAUCCAGUAUUGCAUACUCUAACAGCUUUACCAGCUAAUAUCAUACCAGUUCCCGGUUUACACAUACAGAACACAUCUACCCCCAGCCUUACUACAGAUCUUUUAAAAUUUGUAGAAAUUUCAAAAUCCAAUAUUGUUUUAAUAGAUUUGGAUUUAAAGCAGUUGGGGGAAAUUAAUGUGCAGACCAUUUUGGAGAGUGUUCGUAAAUUUCCAAAAUAUAAUUUCAUUUGGAACGUUAAAAAUAGUAAAAAAGCAUUGAAAAAUAAGCCACAUAAUUUGUUUAUGGCAAAUAGUUUCGAAAAUCAGGAGUUACUUUCAAUAGCAACUAAUAAAAUUAAGUUUGUUGUAACAGUUCCUGAAAUAUUACCCAUUCAAGAGUGUUUGUACUAUGGUAAGCCAAUGAUCUCGAUCAUUUUAAAACCAGAACAAAGAUAUCUGGCCAAAAGAAUAGAAGAACAAGGUUUUGCCAUUAACCUGCAAUUGAGUGAUAUAGCAGCUACUCUAGCCUUGGCUUUUGAAAAAAUCUUAAACGAUAAAAAUCUUUUUAAUAAAGCCCACAAAUUACAGCACACUUUAAGAAACCCACAAAAUCCUUCUUUAGCUUCCGCUGUUUGGUGGGUGGAACAUUUAUUGCAAUAUCCACAAGCAAAUGAUCAUGUGAUCUCUGCGAAUAAGGAUACUUUAGGAGUUUUUGCAAGAAAUUCUUUUGAUAUUGUUUUGUUAUUCGAACUCUUGAUUUUAAUGUGCAUUAUCAACAUGAUUUUAGUUUGUAGACAGACUAUACAAAAUUUUAAGCAAAUGUCUAAAGCUAAGAGGAAAACCACGGAAAAGAAGGAGGAAAAACUUAAAAAGUUGAAAAAGGAGAAGAAAGAGAAAGCCAAGACAUCGUAGUUAUUAAUAAAUUUCAAAUAAAUAAAUAUAAAUACUUACUUGUUUAAACAAAUUUUAAAUAUUAAA
Molecule: messenger RNA, 1743 nt
Organism: Calliphora vicina (urban bluebottle blowfly)
Lineage: Eukaryota; Metazoa; Arthropoda; Insecta; Diptera; Calliphoridae
Gene: Ugt305A1
Product: UDP-glycosyltransferase family 305 member A1
Exons: 4
Coding region: 1-1677 (558 amino acids)
Molecular function (GO): UDP-glycosyltransferase activity
Source: RefSeq, a predicted model, not a curated record